GAGGCUGAUAAUCAACAACUACCGUAUUUUUCGGACUAUAAGUUGGCUGGGGGUGCGACUUGUUCUCAGGAGCGACUUGCAGUGGGGCAAAUAAGCAUUUAGUCAACCACCAAUUGUGCAAGUUCUCCUACUUGAAAAGAUUUGAGAGGCCUGUAAUUGUCAACAUGGGUAAACCUCAACCAUGAGAGACUGGAAAAAAAAAACUGAAAAUAACAUUGUUUGAUUUUUAAAGAAUUUAUUUCCAAAUUAGAGUGGAAAAUAAGUAUUUGGUCACCAACAAACAAGCAAGAUUUUUGCCUGUCAAAGAGGUCUAACUUCUAACGAGGCUCCACUCGUUACCUGUAAUAAUGGCACCUGUUUUAACUCAUUAUCAGUAUAAAAGACACCUGUCCACAAUUUCACUCAGUCACACCCCAAACUCCACUAUGGCCAAGACCAAAGAGCUGUCGAAGGACACCAGAGAUAAAAUUGUAGACCUGCACCAGGCUGGGAAGAAUGAAUCUGCAAUAGCAUUUGCAGCUAGCGCCAUCCCAAUGACGGUGCGUAAAGGCAAAACUUUAGCCAUCACCAUCCAGGAGCACAUGGCCAUCGACGUCUGCCCAGGUCCCAUCAGGCCCAUCCGCCAGAUCUCUGCCUACUUCCCUCGCCUCUCGCCCACGUCCUCAUUCUCAGAGCCGCUCUCACCCAGUCAAACGGCGGCUGCCGCUGCUGCCCUCAGUCCUGGCGGUGCCACAGGAGGAGGGAGCGGCGGGUUGCUGUCCCCCUUGUUUGGGGCAGGUGGCGGUGGAGGGGCCUCACUCUCCGCCAUGAGCAGCAUGGACACUUCAAUAGAAGUGGACAGCUGUGACAGCGACGAUAAUACUUCUCUGGGGACAUUGGAGUUCGACCUGCUGUAUGACCGCGCUACAAGCUCCUUACACUGCACUGUCCUCAAAGCAAAGGGUCUCAAACCGAUGGAUUUCAACGGCCUGGCUGAUCCCUACGUGAAGCUGCACCUUUUGCCCGGAGCCUGCAAGGCCAACAAACUCAAAACCAAGACGGUGCGUAACACACUGAACCCGGUGUGGAACGAGACUCUGACAUACUGCGGCAUCACAGAGGAGGACAUGUAUCGCAAAACUCUGCGGGUGUCAGUGUGCGACGAGGACAAGCUGACGCACAACGAGUUCAUCGGGGAAUCGCGGAUAGCCCUCCGCCGCAUCAAGCCCGACCAGACCAAACACUUCAACAUUUGUUUGGAGCACCCACCUCCUCUUCCUUCGCCGACAGCCAUGAGCACAGCCCUCAGAGGCAUCUCCUGCUACCUAAGAGAGUGGGAGACGGAGCAGCAGAGAAGCCUGGAGGAGAGAGGCCGCCUGCUGCUGUGCCUGCAGUACGUCCCCCCGGCCGUCGCCCCUGAUGACGAGGGAGCCAAAGAGAGGGCCAGAGGCGGAUUGUGCGUGGGCGUCAAGCGCUGCGCCCACCUGGCAGCCAUGGACGUCAACGGAUUCUCCGACCCAUACGUCAAAACGUACCUCAAGCCAGAUGUUCAGAAGAAGUCCAAGCACAAAACGGCAGUCAUCAAAAAGACUCUCAACCCGGAGUUUAAUGAGGAGUUUUUCUAUGAGAUCUCCUUCUCGGAGCUCGUCACCAAGACAUUAGAGGUCACCGUCUGGGAUUACGACCUUGGCAAGUCCAAUGACUUCAUUGGGGGCGUCUCUUUAGGGUGCCACUCGCAGGGCGACACCCUUCAGCACUGGAGAGACUGUCUGAAGAACAAGGGCGAGAAGGUGGAGCGCUGGCACACGCUGACCAACGAGCUGCCCGGUUCCGCCACGCAGGAAUGAAGCAGCACCAUCGUUCUUGUCUGCACGACCGUCAACGGACUUCAUCAUUCACGAUAACCGAAACCGGGUGGAGGCAAAGAUCGUGACGGGCCAGCUCACCAUAUCCAUUUAGGUGGAUUUCAGUGGAACUCUAAGUCACGUAUUUUGCAAAAGUUGGGAGUUUCAAUAACAAGCAGUGGUGGGUGUCGCCCAAUACUUGGAUGUACAGUAGACAUUUUUCGCAAAAGCAUUUCAGCGAGGGAACGUCAAAUGAUUGUCACAGGUUUUUCUUAAGUCGUGUAAUGUACUUGAAUACAGUUUUUCCCAACUUUUAUCAAACCAAAAAUUUCAGGACCAUCUUCACUCCUUGAUGCCUGAAUUGAACAAAUAAAUAGCAUUGGAUAAUACAUAAGUACAUAAAAAAUAAUGGAACUACCGUAUUGGCCCGAAUAUAAGACGGCCCUGAUUAUAAGACGACUCCCUCUUUUUCAAGACUCAAGUUUGAAAAAAGACUUUUUGAACACCAAAUUAAUUUUCACACAGAAAAUAAUUACAGUACAUCUGAGACAAAUGAUUAUAACAAUAUAUUUGAGAGAAAAAGCAUGUUAUUUUGCCUGAUUCGAAUCUUAUUAUCUGAACAUUUAAAUAUGUAAACUAGGGCUGUCAAACGAUUUAAAUUUUUAAUCGAGUUAAUUACAGCUUAAAAAUUAAUUAAUCGUAAUUAAUCGCAAUUCAAACCAUCUAUAAAAUAUGCCAUAUUUUUCUGUAAAUUAUUGUUGGAAUGAAAAGAUAAGACACAAGACGGAUAUAUACAUUCAACAUACGGUACAUAAGUACUGUAUUUGUUUAUUAUAACAAUAAAAGAAGAAGAUGGCAUUAACAUUAUUAACAUUCUCUUAAAGCGAUCCAUGGAUAGAAAAACUUGUAGUUCUUAAAAGAUAAAUGUUAGUACAAGUUAUAGAAGUUUUAUAUUAAAACCCCUCUUAAUGUUAUCGUUUUAUUAAAAUUUGCAAAAUUUUCAAUCAAAAAAUAAACUAGUAGCUCGCCAUUGUUGAUGUCAUUACACCAAGCUCACUCCCCAAACCCAUAAAAUCAUUUGGACCCAAGCGCCAGCAGAGGGCGCCAAAUAACAAAAAACAAGUAACAAGCGGACAUUACACUUCUGUCAUUUUAAUCUGAGCGGGGCAUGUGCAUUAAUUGAGUCAAAUAUUUUAACGUGAUUCAUUUUUUAAAAAUUAAUUACCGCCCAUUAACGCGAUAAUUUUGACAGCCCUAAUGUAAACUAAUGUGCAAUCACAUUCGUAAAUGAAUGGCUUCUGGUUUUUGAAAUGUAAAUGAACCAAUCUUUUGUGAUAAAACAACAAAAUUGCAAUAACUGCAUUAACCAUCAAAGUGAGGUCUAACUGUAACUGUAGUCUUGAAAGAAAUCUAAAUAAGGAAAAAAAUUGCAAUAAAAUAAAGCAAACUGGUUAAACUUGAGAGUAGCUGAGAUCCGUCAUGACAGAACAUCGCUUCAAUGAUAUCUGGCGCCAUCUAGCGUCAUGAAUGGGUGUAAUGUCUAAACCCCAAAUAUAAGACGACUCUCACUUUUUCAGUCAUAUUUCAAUGCAAAAAACACAGUCUUAUAUUCGGGCCAAUACGGUAUUUCAGCCAAUUAAAUGCGAGUAUCCCAUACACAUCAGAAAAAUAUCAAAACAGCCAAAAUGGAUUGGACGCCAGUUGCCGUCAAUGGAAGAGCGAGUUAAAAAAGUAAGCUAUUUUGUUCACACAGCUCAUUAAAACUCAGGUUGGGAAUUACUGCUUCAACAGAUAUAAUGCUUCCGAGAAUCUUCGGGUUCUCUAUUUAUCGGAUUUUGGAUCAAUGGUAUCGGAACACAUCGGUUACGAGAAUCAGUUCUUCCACUUAAAUGACUUUUUUGUAAAUUUUUUGCAUGUUGGAUGUUGCUGGAGUCGACUCAAAGAGAUUUUUGAGAUCUUGUUUAUGCCAUUUCUGUUUUUACAACGUGGUAAAAUGUGGCAAUGCAAUGUUUUUAACAAAUUCUCAUGUUGUGUACGCGUUAAAUGCAGAAAUUUGGGCUGAUUUUUGGUUAUGUGCGUACUCUGCUUGAACGUGCUCAUAGUUUUUCAUACUUUUUGACCAGAGGAGGCGCUACGGAUUUUUUUUUUUGUUUGUUUGUUUUUUUGUGGACCCUCUGGAGAAUUUUUUUUUUUUGUGGGGUUCGGAACAGGAUUUUUUCAAGCCGUAGCCAAAAAGUGCUUGGCUGCCAUCUUGUGGCAAAGACGUUCAACUUUUUGGGGGUGGGGGGGUUCAUGUUCUUGGAAUGUUUACUGUAAAUCAUGUCUCAAACAAAACAACAGAAAGCUGCAAUUUAUGUGAGGCAUGCUGAAAAAUUUAUGUACAAAAAAAAAAAAAAAAAACAUGUAUAUGGAUAUGUUAGGGUUGGGUGGGGGUCUUGUUUGUCUUGAGCAUGGUUUCUGUUACUAUUCAUUUGCUUUGUGAAUUAUGGAGGACCAGGAGUGCAA
Corythoichthys intestinalis (scribbled pipefish) is the source of this 4328-nucleotide messenger RNA. It is a transcript of the gene doc2a, whose product is annotated as double C2-like domains, alpha. Gene Ontology annotation, cellular component: synapse. Gene Ontology annotation, biological process: regulation of calcium ion-dependent exocytosis; spontaneous neurotransmitter secretion; exocytosis. Lineage: Eukaryota; Metazoa; Chordata; Actinopteri; Syngnathiformes; Syngnathidae. The coding region runs from base 348 to 1826 and encodes 492 amino acids. The transcript is spliced from 11 exons. The record is from RefSeq and is a predicted model, not a curated record.